AUGACCCUAGAGCAGAAACCAGCUAAAGGCACAAGCCUAACAGAAGCUCUUACAGUGGAUCGACAUGCUAGCUCAGCAAAAUUUCUAAGACGGCUCUAUCGAGAAUCAGCGCCCAAACCGCGCAGUCCGGCUGGCCGAGGAACGAAUGUUCCGCGCUCGGCCAAAGUCACAUCCGUCCGACUGAAGUCUCGGCCAAAGUCCAAACCGACCGGCCGAUCACGCAACACGACCCGGGAAACAUUGUCCCGCGGUCGGCCAAGCCAAACGCUCACGCCACGCCGCGCACGACCAAAGCGCGCGAGCCGGGAAACAAGCCUCGCGGCCGCGCAACCCUUCGCGUACCACGGCCGAUGCAUCCGUCCGAGCCGGGAAAGAACGUCCCACGUCCGGCCGAGAACAUCGGCCAAAUCUCAUCCGUCCGACCACGCCGGCCGACCGCAUAACAUCCGGCCACGACCGUUCCGACUCGGCCCACGACCCGACUGUCCGGCCGAUCGUCCCGACCGACCGUCCCAACGCCGCGGUCGACCCGAAGCCCUUUUGAAGCCCAAUUUCAUAUUUUCAAGCCCGGCUUAA
Molecule: messenger RNA, 576 nt
Organism: Microthlaspi erraticum
Lineage: Eukaryota; Viridiplantae; Streptophyta; Magnoliopsida; Brassicales; Brassicaceae
Source: the annotation of a GenBank genome assembly